Molecule: messenger RNA, 1820 nt
Organism: Macroventuria anomochaeta
Lineage: Eukaryota; Fungi; Ascomycota; Dothideomycetes; Pleosporales; Didymellaceae
Product: nucleic acid-binding protein
Exons: 2
Coding region: 195-1592 (465 amino acids)
Cellular component (GO): methionyl glutamyl tRNA synthetase complex
Molecular function (GO): tRNA binding
Source: RefSeq, a predicted model, not a curated record
CACCAGCUCUGCCACUUCUGCGCACACGACUCAGCCAGUCCGCACACCGAAUACGCUGCUUACGACGUGCAGCACUCCCGACUGCAGCUCGACACCCCUUUCGAGCCACACGAACCGCCGCAUCCCUCGCAGCGCCCGCCUUCUUUACCCCGCGGACACCACUCGCCGUCAACUUUUUCCAACGCACCUUCACAAUGUCCAGCUCCACCCUCGACGAGAGCUUGGCCACCUACCUCACGACCCACGCCCCGAACAACGCGGCCGACGAGACAGACGCUGUCAAGGCCUCCCAGGCCCUCUUCCCCGAGGCCAACUACUCCGACGCCGAGAAGCAGGAGAUCAGCCAAUGGCUCGCCUCUGCCUCGCACAUUGCCUCGUCGUCCGAUGAUGCCGCCAAGUCCUCGGAGCGUCUGUCGUCGCUGAACACACACCUCGCCAGCCGGACCACCGUCCUCGGCGCAAAGCCCUCCGUAGCAGACAUCGCCCUCUACCAGAAGCUCGCCCCUGUGGUCUCGAAGUGGACUGCUGAGGAGAGGACUGGCGAGCAGGGCUACCACCACAUCGUCCGCCAUGUCGACUUCGUCCAGAACUCGCCCAUCUUCGGCCUGAAGCUGGACGACAAGGUCAACGUCGAGCUGGACAACGUCAUCUUCAAGAUCAAGCCCGUCGACGCCAAGGCCGAGAAGGAGCGCAAGAAGAAGGAGAAGGAGGCCGCUGCUGCCGCCGCCGCUGCUGCCGGCAACGGCGCUACGCCCACAACCCUGACCGGCGAGCAGGGCGCCGAGGGCAAGAAGAGCAAGAAGGAGAAGGCCAAGGACCUCGCACAAGCAGCCGGAGACGCCGUCGCAGGCACAGUCGCCGGCAAGCCCACAAACCCCACAACCCCUACAGAAGGCAAGAAGGGCGCACCUGAGGGUGCACCAACCCAGAAGAAAGAGAAGAAGAAGAAGGAGCCCAAGCCCCAGAAGCCAGCACCAGUCGAGAAACCCCUCUCCCCCGCCCUCAUCGACCUGCGCGUCGGCCACAUCCUCAAAGCCGAAACGCACCCCAACGCCGACUCUCUGUUUGUAUCAACCAUCGCCUGCGGCGACGCUCCCGGCACCGAAAACACCUCCGAGUACGAAGGCCAGAUCGUGCGCACGGUGUGCAGCGGUCUCAACGGCCUGAUCCCGCUCGCCGAGAUGCAGAACCGCAAGAUCGUCGCGGUCUGCAAUCUCAAGCCCGUCACUAUGCGCGGCGUCAAGAGCUGCGCCAUGGUGCUCGCCGCCAGCCCGCGGGUCAAGGAGGGUGAGGAUGCGCACAAGGGCCCGGUGGAGUUGGUCGAUCCACCCAAGGAGAGUAAGGCGGGUGAUAGGGUGUUUUUUGAGGGGUGGGAGGGCGAGCCGGAGGGCGUGCUGAAUCCGAAGAAGAAGGUUUGGGAGACUAUUCAGCCAGGCUUUACGACCACAGAUGGUCUUGAAGUUGGGUUCAAUGUCGAGGAGGUGCCGCAGUUGAGCGGUGAGGGCGCAGAGAAGAAGACGGGUGUUGCGAAGCUCAAGACGGCGGCGGGAUUGUGCAGUGUCCCGACACUCAAGGACGCUGUUGUGCGAUAAAGGAUAUGGCUCGAGAGUGUGGGUGAGGACCGAAGACAGAUCGUAGACACAAAAGCGGACCGAAGCACUGUGGGACAGACGCAUUCGCCGCGCGGCAAUGGAGUAUAGUCAAGACACCUAUCGUCAAUGUUUGCCAAGAUCAUUCAAUCGGGGCAUUAGUCUGGACUGUCAUCACGACCAAAGACCAGUGUAUCAAGACGUGAUGAUGUCAAUGGUUUUGAUAAGUCU